GUCCCCCACCACGACCACCGAACGUGCCCUCACCAUGGAGGGCAGCAACUUAGCGCCGUACUCCCGCUCAAUAAGCGGCACCGCGCCCGGCGCGCUCGACCCGCGGCAGCCGCAGCGCCUCCUCCGCCACCCCGCGUCGCGCCUGCUGUUCGCGAGCUUCGACCCAAGGACGGCGUUCGCGACGCCGCCGGAUAUGUCAAAGUUGUCGCUGAAGGAUGAGCUGAAUCGGCCGAAGAGGGUGGUGGUGGAGGUGGGCCCGAAUGGGAAGAGCAGUUGGCGGUUUGUGCCGAGGGCGAAGCGCGAUGCGGGUGUGGUGGAUGAGGGGCAGUGGCCGAGGGUUAUCGAUAUUUGCGGAGAACGCGUCCUGUGCACCGAGGAGCAAUGGGAGAUCUAUAAGCUCGAUCCCUUCUACGAAUGCGUCGUGCACCCAGAAGGCACGCUCACCACCAUCACCCCUGUCCCCCAAUCCCCCACCGAAACGAAAGAUGACGCGCUCUUUGGCAAGAAGCGCGUCUAUGCAGAAGACUACUCGCGCCCCUCGAAGCGUUUCCGCGCUGGCGAGCCCGAACCAUCGCCCAUGGAGGAUGACGCGGAUGAUGAACCUGCGCCUCCUCCCAAGCGCGCACGCUCGCGGUCUGUGACGCGCGAUGCGAAGCGGCUAAGGCCAGGGUUGGAGAAGCUCAGGCGGCAGAAAGCGACGCAACAGCGACCAGACAACCAGCAGAACGAGGAGAACCUCCCCGAGGCCGCUGCCUCUGACCACGACGACGUCAUGGAGGACUGGGUCCCGCCAAGCUACCACCCCAGCGAUGCGACGAAGCGCGGUCGCGGGGACUCGGAGGCGCAUACGCGAGAAGCGUCGCCCGAGGUUGCUGGGGAGGCGCACGACACCAGCGAUCGCACGCACCGCACGUACGAGCGGACGAAACCCAGCAAACGUGCGCGGACAACGUCACCUACAGCGGCGAGGCGGAAUGUGCAGUCGCAGCACUCGAUGCGCGAGAAGAUGAAGCGGGCGAAGUUGCAGGCGGAGGCGAAGGCGCGGGCUCAGCAAAGACACGCUGAAUUUCUGCGGGGCGCGUUCGGUGACGCGGCGCCGGAUGUGAAGUAUGAGAACGGCUUCACGAAUGGGUUCACCAACGAUGCUGGUGCCACAAAUGGCGUGCACCACGACGAUGACCUACCUGAUCUGGAUGAAGAGGACGAGGACGAGGUGGACGAACUGUUGUCUGACGACCAGGACGAUGAGGAAGCCGCGCGCCAGGCGGCAAUUGAGGAGUCGCGUCGAAAGCUUGCAGAAUUGGAGAAAGACCGCCCGCUAUGGGAAGAGCAGGCACGGAAACGCGCACAGAGCGAGCAGGUGGAAGCCGAAAGGAUACGGGUCACUGCGGCACAGCAGGAGACUGAGCGCAGACAGCAGGAGAAAGCGCGGCGGAGGCAAGAAGAGGCGAAGAGAAGGCAGGAGGAGGCAAAGCGAGAGGAGGAGAGGCGACAGAGGGAAGAGGAGCUGAGGCGUCAGGAGGAGGCUCGCCGCCAGCAGGACGCUGCCCGCCGUGCUCGCCAACGCCGCUUCGCAUACGGUCCCUGGUCGACCGCGCGUGCCCUCGAGCGCUACCGCACUCUCGCCGACGAGUUUGACCGCACGAAGUGGACCGUGGAGACUUCGCCUUUGACCUUCGAGGACGUGCCGUGGCCGGUGCUGCACUCGCCUGCCUCUGGCUUCACUGUCGAGGACGUGGACUGGGCGUCCGUGGAGGCGUUCUUUACGGCGGUGCGCCCGAGUAUGCGGUCGCAGGACUUCCGGACGUUCGUACAGAAGAGUCAUCUGCGGUUCCAUCCAGAUCGGUGGCGGUCGAGGGGGUUGUUGAGGGCGGUGGUGGACGAAACGGAGAGGGAGUGUUUGGAUGUGGCUGCAAACACUGUCGCCCAGGCAUUGACACCGAUAUGGAGCGAGUUGAAGGGCCGCUGAUCAGUGCUCACGACGGUGUGGAGGAUCAAAAUCUAUGUGCACGGAACAGGAGGAUUUCAGGUUAUCACGCAAGGAAAGCGUCCAUAUGUAUUGUAUCUAUUCUCAUCCCCCGCAAACGGAAUGGAACUGCUAGCAGGCCAGCAGGCUCGGGCUCUACCUGUCAGUGG
Molecule: messenger RNA, 2136 nt
Organism: Schizophyllum commune H4-8
Lineage: Eukaryota; Fungi; Basidiomycota; Agaricomycetes; Agaricales; Schizophyllaceae
Exons: 4
Coding region: 35-1969 (644 amino acids)
Biological process (GO): canonical NF-kappaB signal transduction
Source: RefSeq, a predicted model, not a curated record